AUGGCGGUCCGGCGCGUCGAAUGCCGCGAAGAUGCAUGGACACCGGUUCUGGGCCGCUCGAAGAACUCAAUGCAGAACGAGAUCUACUGUAACGCCGUGUGCGAGCUCGACACCAUUAUAAUCGGGUUCCGGCGGGCGGGCAUGAAUUAG
This is a messenger RNA of Gaeumannomyces tritici R3-111a-1, 150 nucleotides long. RefSeq lists its product as hypothetical. NCBI's taxonomy places the organism in Eukaryota, Fungi, Ascomycota, Sordariomycetes, Magnaporthales, Magnaporthaceae. The transcript is spliced from 2 exons. Bases 1 to 150 code for a protein of 49 amino acids. The record is from RefSeq and is a predicted model, not a curated record.